UUAGAUGUGAAAUACGCUGGAUUAAUUAGAAGCUCAUUGAAAGCAAUGCCUGUUAACGAUAUUCCCGAUAUAGCUGCACUGAUAAUCAAAUGUCGUUAGCGAUACCUGCAAUUCAUCUGACUGUAAAAUGUGGCGAUUUUGAUCAAUGACACUGUAUUUGAAAAAUAAUGGCAAACUUUAUCUAUGUGGUAUUGAUAAUCGUGGAUCUUACAUGUGGGGCUACUGCACUAAAUACAACACACGAAGCUUUGGAAUAUGUAUUCCGUUUAAACCCGAAGACGUGUAAAGCAGGAACAAAAGAAAAGUUGCAUUUACAGUUUGAUGUAACAGUAUGGAACCACUAUACAGAUCCGGCCAUUAGGACUGCCAAUUUUCUUUCAAAUAUCAUCGGAAUGAACAAUGGGACACUUAAUUCUUUGACAGAUGAAAUGUUGUUUCUUCUGGGUAGAAACAACGUUCAUGGAAACUCGGUGAUAUUUGGCUCUGGUGUUGCCCUAGAAAAGGGCGUCUACAGUAAAUAUGACAAGUUUUGUCCAUACGCACACAAGAAAAAUGGAACUGUCCAGUCACAUGAUAUAGCAGUGAACUAUGACUACCUUGACACCUACACGAUAUGGUACACUGACGUCAAAGAAAAAACGUGGGAAGAUGUGGACGUUGUCACCGACGUCGUAAUAAACAGAGAAAAUGACCAUCAUUUACCGGAGGUUGAGGUUUCAUAUCCUGUGGCAAAACUAUCUGAUGGUCACUGGACAGUUCCAUAUUUUGACUGCGGGGGUGGAAAUGUGUGGAUGGUGACAUAUUCUUCUCCAAUUUUUGGAGUACAAAACGGAUCAGUUUUGUUUCGUGGAGUUGCAACUGUAGACAUUGAGUUAACGCAGAUUGAUAUAAACCAGUGUGAUAAUAACGAAAAUGAACGUUCGUCUGGACUUGAUGUAUUUCGUGGAACACACAGAUGUCAAUCAACUACAACGUGUGUGCCUAUGGCAGGAGAUGGAUUUGUCCCUGGGGCAUACAACUGUGUAUGUAACGAUGGAUACUAUUUACCCCAAGGUGCCAACAGAAAUCAGUCAUAUUAUGGAAGAGAAAUAGAAAACUACGUCAGAGAGUUUGGAGUCAUCGAACCUGGAAUGUUCCAGUGCACUGCGUGCGCAGCCGGAUGUACUACAUGUGUGGACAGUUCUCCAUGUUUAUAUGAGAUUAAUACUAUCUUGAAGUUCUCUCUUUUGAUAGUGACGCUGAUAACUGUUUUAGGGAUUAUGUCCAUUGCUGUUAUCAUUUAUAUCUACAGAAACAAUCCGGUAAUCAAGUCAGCCAGUCCAGCAUUUCUAGAACUUAUGUGUCUUGGUGGGAUAUUAAUUCUGUCACAGUUUUUCAUUCACUUUUUGGACAUGAGUGUGUUGGUGUGUACAAUAAGCAACUGGCCGAUACACAUUGGUUUCUUCAUUUUGUAUGGCUCUCUUGUCGUCAAAACAUGGAGAAUAUCCAAGAUAUUUACAAUUGGCGCUCGUCAGCGAAUUCGGAUUCCAGAUAAGAUAUUAUAUCAAAGAAUUGGCAUUCUAGUGUGCUUUAUUUCUGCCAUGUUGGCCGCCUGGACAAUGAGUGUGCCAUCAAAAGUUGUGGAAUUGAAAACUUCGGAUAAUCUUCUCUAUUAUACUUGCCAAAUCGGACCUUUCUUGUUUGCAUUCAUAGCGGCUAAAGUGCUUCUAUUGUUGUACGGUGUUUAUCUAAGCUUUACUAUAAGAAAAGCUCCGGCACAGUUCAAUGACAAAUACAUGGGCUAUGCAAUAUACAAUGCGAUAAUUCUAGGAAUUGCCAUGUCAUUUCUCUCUCGUCUGCUGAUAUCGAUUAUUGGUCCAGAUCUAAUAUUUGUGUUCCAAUUUCUUCAUCUUCAAGUGUUUGCAACGGUGACUCUUCUCAUCAUCUUUGUUCCAAAGUUUUUCGCCAUCCGUAAGAAGAAAGAAUCUAGCCCUACAUUCGCAUCUGUUGUUAACCAAAUUUCGGGUAUGGAUAAUACACACCGCUUCCGCAAACGUUCUUCUGCAGAUGAAAUUAACAUCAAUUUUCUUAAGUUCUUAGUAGCCAUGUCUGACAAGGAAACCCAAACAAAGUGGAAGACAGAGGAAGAGAGCAAUGUUGUUUGAGCUUGAUAACUUUAACAUUUUUAAAUGUCUUUUAUAAUUAUUACGUUUAGUUCAAUCAAAUUAUGUCGAGUUUCUGUCCGAUGUGAUUUUUAGAAAACUAAUUUAUGAAAAAGACGUUGAACCACGGUCUUAUAAAAUACAGAGGUGAAUUAUAGGUUCUGAACACAUGGUUUUGCUGUAUCUCUAUGAUUCUAUGAGGUGUAAAAAGUUAUUCCAUACAAUUGUGUCGAGCGAAAUGACAAAUAAAACGACCGAUGUACAAAACAGUUCAGUUUUUAAGCUGCCCUAUAUGUUUUUACAGGAAAUAAGUGGCACUGAGUGAUACAGAGCAUUUAAAUUGCAUUAAUUUUGAUACCUUUAAAUCAUCUCUGAAAAUUUGUUCAGAUUUCACAUUUAGUUUUGACUCUAUGAAACUCGUACACAAGGUUUAUUAUUCGAAUCAGAACUGUCUAUACUGUAUUUGUUGCGGGAUUUUAGCCGUUUCAAGUAAGAGCUCAGUGGCCCUGGCAAGGUGAUAAUAGUACGACGGUUAUUAUUUUCUUUUAUAUAUUACAUACAUGUAUAUAGUUUGAUAGUUUAUUUGCAAUAUUCAAUUGGACCAAAUGGCCCAUGAGGACAUACAAUACAUGAUACAUGUAUAUGGCAAGACAGUGUACAACAUGUAGAUCUACAUGCAUUUGAAGUAGAUAUGCGGAGAAGGUUUACAAUACAUUGCUUAAUAAUAUCCUUAAUGCAUACAAAUAUCAACGACUAUCAAAAUAAUUAGUAUCAAAAAUUACAAAACCACCACACAAUAUUGUGAUAAAUUUUAAGACGAGUUUUGUAUGAAGUCUAUUUUUGAA
This is a messenger RNA of Mercenaria mercenaria, 2986 nucleotides long. Its product is annotated as probable G-protein coupled receptor 158. The record is from RefSeq and is a predicted model, not a curated record. Gene Ontology annotation, molecular function: G protein-coupled receptor activity. NCBI's taxonomy places the organism in Eukaryota, Metazoa, Mollusca, Bivalvia, Venerida, Veneridae. The coding region runs from base 168 to 2144 and encodes 658 amino acids. The transcript has 13 exons. Gene Ontology annotation, cellular component: membrane. Gene Ontology annotation, biological process: G protein-coupled receptor signaling pathway.